Plasmodium knowlesi strain H is the source of this 852-nucleotide messenger RNA. Its product is annotated as methyltransferase, putative. The transcript is spliced from 2 exons. Lineage: Eukaryota; Apicomplexa; Aconoidasida; Haemosporida; Plasmodiidae. The record is from RefSeq and is a predicted model, not a curated record. Bases 1 to 852 code for a protein of 283 amino acids.
AUGGAUGUAUGCCCCAUCUCCCGUCCGCAUAACAAAAUGUACGAGAUUUACUACCUAAAUGAACAGGAAGAAUUCGAAAAGUCGAAAGAAAAUGGGGAAAUUCACAGUUCCUUGAUUUUGAGAAACCGUUGUGUUAAUGUGGAGAAAAAAAAAAAGUUGAUUGAGGAGAAUACUUACGAGGGGGGAUACACCAUCUGGGAAUGCACAUGGGAAAUGCUGAAAUUUCUCCACAGAGAGGGGAUCGACUUUAGGAGUAAGAAUGUCCUGGAGCUAGGCUGUGGACACGGUCUUGUAGGCAUAAAGGUCCUCAUGGAUGAAGGGAACGUCGUCUUCCAGGAACUGAACAAAGAAGUAAUCAACGAUGUGCUGCUACCCAACAUAAGAAAAAACUUGAACAUAAAAACGAAGAGAAAAAAACUUAAGGAUAAAAAAAAAUGCAUGAAAAUACACAGCCAAAACAUCAAUUGCACCGUUAUCAAUAAACCGUGGAACAAGCUGAAUAAAAAAAUAAAAAAGAAAAAAUUAAAUCCAUUUGAAUUUAUCAUAGGAAACGAAAUAUUAUAUAGAAAGAAGAAUUAUUAUCACAUUUUAAAAAUUCUUAAGUUGAACAUGGCGUAUAAUGGAAAGGCGUACUUCGGUACCAAGUCAUAUUACUUUGGCUUUGAAGACGAGGGAGUUGGCACGAACAGCUUCGUUGAUUAUGUGAAUAACAACGAGCACUUCAACUUUCGCGCUAGGGUUGUUCAGACCAAUUCAGACAAGUCGGUGUAUUCCAAGGACAUCAUAGAGGUGACCUUCACCGACAUGGGCCAGUUGCCUUGCGAGAUGAAAGAAAUAUAUCUGGAAGUCUAG